AGUGGCUCAAGGACUGCACAAUUUCAUCUACUCCAGUUCAUUUCAGUCUCUCUCUCUGCACAUUACACAUUCUGGACAAGAGGACCUUCAGUCUCUCUGGCAGUUGUCAUAAAAUAAAAUAGUUUAAUAUAUGAGACAGCAGAGCGAGUUGAAAUCCAACGAGGUCGUUUUGGAGUCGAAUGAGUCCAUGGACCAACAGGAUUUUAGCGAGAUGUCUGGUUAUUCUAUUAACGACGUCAUAUACUCCGAAUGUUCCGCAAUGGAGCAAAUCAACACUUUUAUGAAAAACGUUCAGGUGUUGCUGGAUGCAGCAAAUUACAUUGAGAACAAUGAAAAGAACAACGGAAGUAAGUAAUGUAGUCUAUUCUGGUGAUUUCAGACGCAGACUCGCCAAGGCAGACAACAAUGCAAUGGACCGAAAUGGCGACAAAAGACGCCUAAACGAGAGGCAACCGUAAUCAUGAGGCAAUUUGUGAAUAAUAUUUAAACCUAUUAUGCCAAUGCAAAUUGGUUUAAAUGAAUGCGAGAGCAUAUAGCCUACAAAUAACAAUACAUGGUCAAAAACAAACCCGUGACAUCGAAUUAUGGUCUCACCCGCUAUGGCAUUUUCCAUGAACGGUAGCAGUAUUUAAAUGGCUAUUAAAGUGCGCAUUUUCCAAUUGGAUGAGACUUGUCUAUGACCAUGAAUUCCUUUCCUUAGAGACAGUCUAAACUAAACAGCUUAAUGGUAUCCAUGAAGGCAUGCCUGUGUGCGUAAAAUAGACUGUCUUCCUUUGAGCACGCCGAAUUACUUAUUAAAAUAUUUAGGCUACAUAAUUGGCUAGUCAAUUUAUCAAAUUCUCACUCACCUUAUUUUUUAAACCUAGCCUACUCAACAUUUCGCAUAGGGUUUCCUUAAACUUUUGUCUGUGGAUGCCUGCAGGCCGAAGAAAAGCAAAUCAUUCCUAGGCGGCCUGUUUAUCUCAGACCAAAGCCAACUGGCAAAUCAACCCUUAACAAAUGUUAAUUUUGUUUGAGAGAACUCUGCAUAUUGUGCAGAAGCUGAAUAGAGAAACCCUAUAAUUCCAGCCCAAUAAUGUAUUUAUUCCUGUCAGUUGCGCUUCCUCUCUAGCCACAUGGAGCAAAAUGUACCGUUUUGAUUGGACUUAACACAUGUUCCCAUCUAGCGAGUCAUUGCAGAUAUCCAAUCAAACACAGGUUUAACUUUGACGUCGCAUUCCGAUUUGAAAAGUGUCUCUGGGAUUUGUAGGCUUAUGGACACUUUAGUCUUCAAAAUGCAUUUUAAUGCAUACUGUAAUAGCCUACGAUGUGAUAUUACAUCAUUACUUAAUUAAUGAAUAGGCCUAUGUCUUGAAGAAAGAGUUCGUUGGUAUUUUUCAAUAAACCAUGUACAAAAUAUAGAUUUAUGAAAAAUGUAUGCACUCACUAACUGUAAGUCGCUAUGGAUAAGAGCCUCUGCUAAAUGACUAAAAUGUAAAUGUUUAGGCCUACGUGCUUUGUAGCACGAACACUAGGUUGCUGCCAGUGAUGUAUAUAAACCCUGGAUUGCUGACAAUGCUAUGUAUUGGCAAUGGAGUCUUUGAAGCCACAAGUCGGCCAUAUUGGAACUCUCCAGUAGGAGCAGGCCUCCAUAGGAAUUAAUGGAAUUCUACAGUAUUUCAUUUAAACGUUUCAAGGACAAAAUUACAUGUAUUUAAGUAUUCUUUGUUGUUGUAGUGGGGACAGUAACAUUAGUUAUCUCAAAUAAUUAUACUUUAUGUUUAGCUCACAUAAGAUAAUUUAGAAGUAUGAUUAAAGGUGUCUGUAGUAUAAUAAAUGUGUCAAAAACGAAUGUAGACAUUAAUAAAUGCAUUUCUAUAGCUUCCAAAAUAUGUUUAGGCUAUGCUGACAUGCCUGGGACCCAAACUGAUGACGUUUGAUGAGUGGAGAUGAACAGAUUCAGUUCACUCAGUUGUCCUGAUGAGCCCUCCCAUCAAGCUAGUUUAUGCUUGUGGCUAGGAACUUCAGCUAGAAUGUUUAACUUGUCUGCCAAAGUUAGGACAGUGUUCAGAAUCAUUCCGUUUUUACCAGAGUGAUUAUUAUUAUUAUUAUACAGAAAUGUUAGAUGUUAAUGCCAUAACUUUGUACAUUUUCAGUGAAAAUCAUUACAAUAAAUCUUCUUUAGUUGUCACCUUGGCCUGAUAUUGGCUGCACUAUCUAGCCGCUUCCCUCUCAUUACUGCGGCAAGCGGGAGCAAAGGACCCUGUGUCCCGUGUUGUCUUGCCGGCUUUCAGCGCAAACUCUCCCCUGCAUCACAGUGACAUCCAGAUGGUAACAACCAAUAUUACAAAUAAUUUCUCGUGUAGGCUGCUAUUCUACUCGAAAUAAAAUCAAGUGGAAUGGAACAAAUUAGAGAUAGUGACCAAAUCCAGAUUACCAAGUUCAACUAGCUCCAUGUUGCUAUUGCCAGCUAGCCAGUAUAAACUAGCUGGGCCUGGGAAGGGCCAUCAGAACGACUGCCUGAACCAAAUCCAUUCGUCUCCACACUCGACUCUCAGCUGCGUGACAUACAAUACGUCAUCAAUUUGGGCACCAGGCGUGUAGCCUCUCCCCAAUGGUGGGGGAGUGCCAAGAUGGAGGAACAGUGGCUUCAAGACAGCGCCCCCUUUUAGUUAUCUAGUGUGUAUAUACAGUUGCUUGCGAAAGUAUUCACCCCACUUGGCAUUUUUCCUAUUUUGUUGCCUUACAACCUGGAACUAAAAGGGAUUUUUUGGGGGGUUUGUAUCAUUUGAUUUACACAACAUGCAUACCACCUUGAAGAUGCUAAAUAUGUUUUAUUGUGAAACAAACAAGAAAUAAGACAGAAAAACAGAACUUGAGCGUGCAUAACUAUUCACCCCCCCAAAGUCAUUACUUUGUAGAGCCACCUUUUGCAGCAAUUACAGCUGCAAGUCUCUUGGGGUAUGUCUCUAUAAGCUUGGCACAUCUAGCCACUGGGAUUUUUGCCCAUUCUUCAAGGCAAAACUGCUCCAGCUCCUUCAAGUUGGAUGGGUUCCACUGGUGUACAGCAAUCUUUAAGUCAUACCACAGAUUCUCAAUUGGAUUGAGGUUUGGGCUUUGACUAGGCAUUCCAAGACAUUUAAAUGUUUCCCCUUAAACCACUCAAGUGUUGCUUUAGCAGUAUGCUUAGGGUCAUUGUCCUGCUGGAAGGUGAACCUCCGUACCAGUCUCAAAUCUCUGGAAGACUGAAACAGGUUUCCUUCAAGAAUUUCCCUGUAUUUAGCGCUAUCCAUCAUUCCUUCAAGUCUGAUAAUUUUUUUAUAACCCAACCCUGAUCUGUACUUCUCCACAAAUUUGUCCGUGACCUGUUUGGAGAGCUCCUUUGUCUUCAUGGUGCCGCUUGCUUGGUGGUGCCCCUUGCUUAGUGGUGUUGCAGACUCUGGGGCCUUUCAGAACAGGUGUAUAUAUACUGAGAUCAUGUGACACUUAGAUUGCACACAGGUGGACUUUAUUUAACUAAUUAUGUGACUUCUGAAGGUAAUUGGUUGUACCAGAUCUUAUUUAGGGGCUUCAUAGCAAAGGGGGUGAAUACAUAUGCACGCACCACUUUUCCGUUAUUUAUUUUGUAUACUUUUUUGAAACAAGUUAUUUCUUUCACUUCACCAAUUUGGACUAUUUUGUGUAUGUCCAUUACAUGAAAUCCAAAUAAAAAUCAAUUUAAUUACAGGUUGUAAUGCAACAAAAUAGGAAAAACGCCAAGGGGGAUGAAUACUUUUGCAAGGCACUGUAUAAAUCAUUGGUUGCUACCCAAACAAAAUAACCUUGAUGGAAUCUAUCCCAAAAUGCAUUGCGGGUGGCUUUAAAAACUCUUCUCAUGUCAGCUGUUGAGAAGGUAAACGACAGUGUUGGGUCAAGCUAUAGGCAUAUAUAUAUAUAUAUAUAUAUAUAUAUAUAUAUAUAUAUAUAUAUAUAUAUAUAUAUAUUACAAUAAUCAACAGUAUAUGACUACAGUUUGCCAACAUAAAAAAAUUAUUGAAAGCUGCAGCAUAUCUAGAGAGGAGGGAGUGGGGUAUGUGACAUGUUGUCUAUGCAUUCCCUGUUGUCUUGGGACUUUAAGCUAUAGCUUGAUGUCACAAAUGUUACAGAACAAAACACUACCGUGAAAGUAAGUAAUAUCAAAAAGUAUUUGUCUGACAGAAAUGACAGAAUUUAUAAUGUGUUACAUAAAUACACUGAGUAUACCAAACAUUAGGUACACCUUCCUAAUAUUGAGUUGACCCCACCUCCCACCCCCCAGCCCUCAGAACAGCCUCAAUUCGUCAGGGCAUGGACUCUACAAGGUGUCGAAAGUGUUCCACAGGGAUGCUGGCCCAUGUUGACUCCAAUGCUUUCCACAGUUGUGUCGAGUUGGCUGGAUGUCCUUUGGGUGGUGGACUAUUCUUAAUACACACGGGAAACUGUUGAGCGUGAAAAACCCAGCAGCGUUUCAGUUCUAGACACAAACCGGUGUGCCUGGCACCUACUACCAUACCCCGUUCAAAGGCACAUCAAUCUUUUGUCUUGCCCAUUCAACCUCUGAAUUGCACACAUACACAGUCCAUGUCGCAGUUGUCUCAAGGCUUAAAAAUCCUUCUUUAACCUGUCUCCUCCCCUUCAUCUACACUGACUAAAGUGGGUUUAACAAGUGACAUCCAUAAUGGGUCAUGGAAAGAGCAGGUGUUCUUAAUGUUUUGUAUACUUAGUGUAUAUUUCAUCACCAGAAUGUGAACAUGGAUAUGCCUCAACAUACCCUGCAACUCAGAGCACGCAUCAUCAGAGACAACGGAAAUUCAAGAAUAAGAAAAUCGACAAUAUUCACAACAGGUAAAUUAAUCUUGUCAUAAUUAUUUAUAACUGUUAUUACAAAUACCCAUGUUGUUACAGUUACAUGAUAACAUUUAUUUUAUCCCUUCAUUAUUGGAAUUGGCUCCAACAUCAGUCAAAUGUGGAAGAAAACCAGUGCAACUAGACAGAAACUAUCAAACCAGUUUUUUUUUGUCUCUCUUGCUAACAUAUCUUGUCUUUUGAUUUAUGUCUAUAACCUGUCCAUUUUGUUUUACAUCCAGGUCCGCACAUAAUGAGCUGGAAAAAAACAGGUGAGUCAGAAGGGGUUGUGACUGUCAUUCUGUGUUAGAGGCCAUUGCGAGUAUUUCCAUUGACAGUUAAUGGUUAUUAUUGAUCAAUUGAAGAUCUCUGUAAGUACUGAAUUUGCAUUAAUGUACCAUUUUCUUCUCUACUCCGUUCCCCAACCAACUGUGAUUUGCUCACGCAACUGUGUACCAUGGGGUAAAACACUUGAGUUACAAGAAAAGGAAUUAGUCAAAGAGAUAUAAGCCUAAUAUAUCUUAUGGUGCAUAAUGUGUCCUGGUGCAUAUUAAACAUCAUAUCCACAAAAUCAUUCAACUGUGUAGACCGAUACAUGGUUUGAUGUAAGUAAUGUGGCAAAUAGCUAUUUCUAGGGACUUUAUCUCUAGAGCAAGCUGUCUUUUCAAAAUGGAACUUCAAGCUGAAAAUCCAAAAUACUCUGGAGGCUGCUUUUAUUUUGCAUAUCCUGGUGCUAUGCUAAAUAUAUUGACCCACAAUUUUUAAUUGUAAUACUGGCUUAUUUAUUAUUUAUUAUUUCACGGCUGGACUUCAAACAACACUUAUUUUAUCAACACCUUCACAAUUUCAAGCUUGUUUGUACAGUGCUGGUCAUUAGCAUGCUAGCAUCCUGGUGGUAGCAUAAUGCAUUGAAUAAAGAUGUCUGUUUUGCAAGACAAAUUAGGGCGUGUAGUCCAGUACAGGUUUUUGGAAGACAACCAUAGGUUUCCACAGUUGGAACUGGAACUGGAACUGCUUGUUUUAGACAGUGUGCCUCCCUCCACGUAAACUAAGCAUUUCUGUGCAUUGAAAAUCAGCUUAUCGCACAGGACCUGAUCUUUGUUUCCAAUGAGAAGCACGUCAGGGCACGGUUCCCAAAAUACAGUGACAAGUGCUAAUCUGUAGAGAGCAGCCAGUGUGGGAAUCAUUGUAGAUCACAGAAGAGCGAAGGGCCAGGCAUCUGGAUGAUAAAAACGUGAUCUCAAAUGGACUCUUUGAACUACAAAGGGUUGGUCAUCAUUAGCGAGACAGGAGUUGACAUCCCCACUUUACCUACAUUUCAAUACAUUUGAUCGUAAGGACAAUGCCCUUCCAAAUCGAGACACUAGGAUGUUCAGUUCUUAUGUUGAAAAGACCUGGCCUUAAAACGAGAUUGUCUGUCUGUCUGUCUGCCUGUCAGUUCAUAGCUCUGGGCACAGACUAUGUAUUCCAUCUAAGUAAUGGAUUAGCCUGUCUAUCCAACAACAUGGGAAAAAAAUAUAAAGGGUCUGCUUUUGUAGUUAAUGUCAUUACUAAUAACCAGCUCAAUGUCUAAUUUGUCCAAAAAUAUUAAUUUAUUCAUCUAUGGAUGUGGAGGGGAUGGGAAUAGGGCCUCAUCAAGGAAUUUAUUUAUGUAGAAAAUCAAUCAUGUCACUCAACUCUAGGAAUUGCAUCUGGAUGUAGAGAGACUGUUCCUAUUAUUGGUUUCACUAAAGAUUAGUCCUCUAUUGUUUCUUCCCCCUCUCAGACGAGCACAUCUCCGCCUGUGUUUGGAGAGGUUAAAGAUGUUGAUCCCACUGGGACCAGACUGCAGUCGGCACACUACCCUGGGGUUGCUUAACAAGGCCAAGGGUCACAUUAAGGUAUGGUAGUCAACAAUGCCACAAUGGUGGUGUCAUGGGGACCAUGGUGUCAUGGGAUCUGGUGAAUGGUUAAAUUGAAGCCCCUAGCCUAUGGAUAGAGAAGCUGUGUGCUCCCAUGACUUGCCAUAGCACUGCAGCACACAAACACAAUGUGAUCUACUUUCUCAGCCUGCAAAUCACUUGCUACUCCUGACUACACACUUCUGGGCCUGACUCAAGCAAAUCCAACGAAAAUGGGGAUAUACCUUUAAUGGGUCUAACUGAUUGAUCAAACAUGAUUGGUUAGAAAGGUUUUCCCCCUAUUUUAUCUAGUUGUAGUCUGGACAGGGCCAGCUCCAGCGAGAGAAAAAUGUACGUUUUAAAGUUAAUCACCUGCAAUUGUACACAUUUUGCAAUGGGGCAGUGUGAAAACUUUGCAAUUUUAUACAAAAUGACAUGCAAUUCUAGUCAUUUUACUAUGGGACAUUUUUGCAGUUUUACAGCAAUUCUAAAUAUUCUGUAAUGACUUAUGCCAUAUGAUAUAUGAUAUGCCAUAUGAUAUUUGAGUGAGAAUUACUAACAAAAUCAAUGGGGGCCCCCUGGAGGUCAGGGCUCCUGGGCACGUGCCCUGCAUGCCCGGUCGGUAUUCGGCCAUGAUAGAUAGCUGGCUAGACUAACUACCAAUCUAAAAGUUGUUAGCUGACAUGCCUAAUUGAGUGACUGUCAGUGACUGACAUAGCCUACUGUAACAAGAGAAAAACUGCUGAUGUACAACCAAAUUUCAAAAUUGCACCUGGUGUAUUUUACUAUUCUUACUCUCAAUAGUAAUUUCAGACCCCAACAGAGUUCCUAAAUAUAUAUAUAUAUACAGUGCAUUUGGAAAGUAUUCAGACCCCUUGCCUUGUUCCACAAUUUUUUACAUUACAGCUUUAUUCUAAAAUUAAUUAAAUAAAUAAAAAUCCUCAUCAAUCUACACACAAUACCCCAUAAUGACAAAGCGAAAACAGGUUUUUAGACAUUUGAGCAAAAACAGAAAUACCUUAUUUACAUAACUAUUCAGACCAUUUGCUAUGAGACUCGAAAUUGAGCUCAGGUGCAUCCUGUUUCCAUUGAUCAUCCUUGAGAUUUGUUUCUACAACUUGAUUGGAGUCCACCUGUGGUAAAUUCAAUUGAUUGGACAUGAUUUGGAAAGGCACACCUGUCUAUAUAAAGGUCCCACAGUUGACAGUGCAUGUCAGAGCAAAAACCAAGUAAUGAGGUCAAAGGAAUUGUCCAUAGAGCUCCGAGACAGGAUUGUGUCGAGGCACAGGUCUGGGGAAGGGUACCAAAAUAUUCUGCAGCAUUGAAGGUCCCCAAGAACACAGUGGCCUCUAUCACUCCUAAAUGGAAGAAGUUUGGAACCACCAAGACUCUUCGUAGAGCUGGCCUCCUGGCCAAACUGAGUAAUUGGGGGAGAAGGGCCCUGGUCAGGGAGGUGACCAAGAACCUGAUGGUCACUCUGACAGAGCUCCAGAGUUCCUCUGUGGAGAUGGGAGAACCUUCCAUAAGGACAACCAUCUAUGCAGCACUCCACUAAUCAGGCCUUAAUGGUAGAGUGGCCAGACGGAAGCCACUCCUCAGUAAAAGGCACAUGACAGCCCGCUUGGAGUUUGCCAAAAGGCACCUAAAGACUUUUAGACCAUGAAUAACAAGAUUCUCUGGUCUGAUGAAACCAAGAUUGAACUCUUUCGCCUGAAUGCCAAGUGUCAUGUCUGGAGGAAACCUGGCACCAUCCCUACGGUGAAGCAUGGUGGUGGCAGCAUCAUGCUGUGAGGAUAUUUUUCAGCAGCAGGGACUGGGAGACUAGCCAGGAUCGAGGGAAAUAUGAACAGAGCAAAGUACAGAGAGAUCCUUGAUGAAAACUUGCUCCAGAGCGCUCAGGACCUCAGACUGGGGCGAAGGUUCACCUUCCAACAGGACAACGACCCUAAGCACACACACAGCCAAGACAACGCAGGAGUGGCUUCGGGACAAGUCUCUGAAUGUCCUUGAGUGGCCAGCCAGAGCCCGGACUUGAACCCGAUCGAACAUCUCUGGAGAGACCUGAAAAUAGCUGUACAGUGACGCUCCCCAUCCAACCUGACAGAGCUUGAGACGAUCUGCAGAGAAGAAUGGGAGAAACCCCAAAUACAGGUGUGCCAAGCUUGUAGUGUCAUACCCAAGAAGACUCGAGGCUGUAAUCGCAGCAAAAGGUGCUUCAACAAAGAACUGAGUAAGUGGUCUGACUACUUAUGUUAACAUUUUACAUUUUAGUCAUUUAGCAGACGCUCUUAUCCUUAUACCUUAUUUUUUAUUUUUUCAUAAUGUGAUAUUAUUUCUAAAAACCUGUUUUUGCGUUGUCAUUAUGAGGUAUUGUGAGUAGAUUGAUGAGUAACAAAAACUAUUAAUUUUAGAAUAAGGCUGUAACAUAACAGAAUGUGUAAAAAGUCAACGGGUCUGAAUACCUUCCGAAUACUUAUGCCUGCAACCUGCCCUGAGUCUGGAGAACCUAUUUGUCUCCCUCUUGUGAACUCUGAAAAAGCCUUUCUAAUUGAUCUGAGAAAUGUUUGGCACAUUGCUGUAUUUCAGAAUUAAAAUACAAAGUGAAAGGAAGUGUGGCUUGUAUGUUCAGCCUUAACCAACACAGCUGUUUCCUUUGUUUUCCUCCAAGCAGCAAAUCCAGGUCUACAAUUGGCCAUCAUACAAAAAUGUCAGGAAUUACUUUGCCACUACAGCCGUUUGGAUCUGUUGGUAUUUUUAGCGAAUGAUGAAUUCACAUAUGAUUAUUCAGGCUCAGAAGAACACAACACACAGUUUGUAACUCAAUCUUGAAUGGGCAGAAUGUGUUGUUGCAAGAGUAGAGUAAAAUGAAAAUAAAAACAUUAUUCGAUUUAAAAUAUGUUUGUAAAUGGCAGCUGUUUAAGAUUUCAUAAUUUGUCCAGGAAUACAAUAUGUGAAUGGGUGUACUGUGAGAUAGAGGGCUGUGUCAUUGUAUAUGCAGAUGUCUGAGGAAAUUUUAUAAAUAGCUGCUCUUUAGCCUACGCCAUUUAUAUGCUAUUAUUAUUCAUAAAAUACUAAGGGUUAUCCACACAUUAGGUUGAUUAACUCUUUCUCCUCUCUGUAUGUUUGUAGAAACUAGAGGACAUGGACCGGAGGAGUCAGCACCAGCUGGAAAGCCUGGAGCGAGAGCAGAGGCACCUGCAGAGGCAGCUGGCCCACCUGCAGACCCCUGUAGGCGGCGAGAGGGACAGGGUCCGUAUGGACAGCGUAGGUUCCCCUUUGGCCUCAGAACACUCUGACUCGGACCAAGGUGAGCCAACCAUUCCACAGAGCUUAGUUAGUCCCAUAGAGAUAGAAGGCACAGAAUAAUCUGAAACAUAACCAAAACAAACAGCAAAUGCAUCCAACACAUUUGUAGUCACAAGCUUGAUGUAGUCAUUGUGUGCCAUGAAUAUGGGACCAAAUACUUAACUUUUUACUACUUUAAUACACACAGGUGAAUUUGUACCAAUACUUUUGGUCCCCAAUAAUGGGGUUACUAUGUACAAAGUGUUGUAAUUUCUAAACAGCUCACCCGAUAUGGAUGUAAAUACCCUAAAAUUAAUGCUGACAGUCUGCACUUUAACCUCAGUCACUGGAGUACAGUGCCAAAACAAAACAGUCACUGUCCCAAUACUUUUGGAGCUCACUGUAUUUCGGCUGACAGUGGCAGUGUUAUAUUAUACUAAGAGACGGUUUAGUUCAGAUCCAUUUCAAACCACUCAAUGGAAUGUACAUGUGCUAGUCUCGAAUGUAGCAUUAGUUGUCAUUCAAUACAUUUAGCUGAUUACUAAUAAGUGUGGGAGGAUCAUUAUUAAAUAUUUUCCUCACUCCAAUUUCUGUAGAAGAGAUCGAGGUUGACGUGGAAAGCACGGAGUUCUCCCAUGGAGAGUUGGACAGUAUCAGCACGAGUGGCUGCAGUGACUUGGAUGACCACAACAGUCGGCAGAGCCUGGCCAGCGACGAGGGCUACUCCACAUGCAGUCUAAAACUGGCCUUUUCCUCCUAAGAACCAUCCUGAAGCUCCUCAUCCACACCUGCAGUCUAAACUGGGCUUCUAAGAACCAGUCUAAAACUCCACCUGCAGUCUAUAACUGGUCCUCUACUACGAACCAGCCUGAAGUUCAACUCCUCAUGCAGUCUAAAUCUGGACUCACCUCCUAAGAACCAGCCUAAAUCUCAAGCACCUGCAGUCAACUGGUCCUUUCUUCUGAUAAACUAGUUAAACUCCUCCUGAAGUCUAAAACUGGACCUCUCAUCUUAAGAAUCUUAAAAUCAACCACCUGCAGUCUAAACAAAGAACCAGCUAAAAGCUAAACCCCACCUACAGUUUGAAAGGACAGAUCUUACCUCAACUGUAAAAUCUUGACACUGAUGUGGGCGACGGCACCUAGUCUGUUACCCGUCUCCUCCUAAAACCAGCACAAAAACCGCAUAAAGCCAGCCAGAAGCUCACCAGUGACAAGGGCAACUUUUUCCCCCACUUUGAAAACCCCUAGCAGAUGACCCUCUGGGAAUAAACAAUUCUUGUCAAUCACCAAGCAAGUUACUAGGGCUUCUAUAUCUCCAAUCCAAACUGUUUUUCUUAUACAGUACCCACAGCAUCCAUAGCCCACAGUUAUACCCCAAGUCUUUCACAAGCCACCAAUGUUAUUCCUACCUAAUUUGAAUAUGAUUGAGAAAUGUAUUUAUUUCCCCAAUAUUUAUCAUGCUGUACUGUCUUGGUCACACUUGAAUUAUGAAAUGAAUGGAAAAUAUGAUUUGGAUGUUUGGACAACUGUAAAGUUAGGUUUUAUGUAAGUCUGUUGUGGUUUUGAACUGAGCAUUGACAAGUUCUCAGACAAAAGCUAGUGCAAUGGUACACGACACGCUAAAUGUAUCACCCAGUGGUCUGAUGUGAGAUGAUUGACAUUCAUCCCCGGUGAGAUUUCUAAAUAAAUAUUGUUUGUAUACACUAGGCAGCUAUAAUGAGCUAUACCGCACUUCAAGGGCCAAGCACAAUUCUGAAGCAAUAACUUAUUGCCAGUUAUGUCAACUCUUUUAAGUUGGCUGUUUUAGGCACAACAUUUUGUCCAUCCAACACCAAAUUGAACUUGCUUGUUUUGUAUGUAGCUUCAUUAAUUACAAAUAGUAAUCAAUAUUAAGAUAAUGUUUGGAACAAAAGUAAUGGCGCAUGUGUAUUGAAUGUAGCUUUCCAUUUUUUCAUCAUGGGCUUUGGAUUGACCAGUUUUGAGAGCUCAUGUCUUUGUAUUGAUGAACACAUGGCAGAAUUUAAUGUGAGUUUUGAAUUUUUACUUAGUAACUUAUGUUCCAUUCCAACGUUAAAACCCUGACGCUGUAUAUUCUGAAUAUUGAUCUACAAAAAUCACACUUUCCCCUUAUUGCACUGCAAGACUAUUCCACUAACCAAAUUGGAAAUGUAAUCUUAUGACCAUACCCAUAUUUUUGUGGGACAACUAAAUAGAUCAUCACCACCAACUGUGUCUUAACAUGGCUAAAUUGACUCUUGCACAGGUUUCUUAGUUCCAAGUCUUUAUUCAAUGUCAGUGUUGGGUAAUUUGUAAAAUGCACUAUGAAAAAGACUUGAUCUAAGAAAGUGUCUCUUAACACCACUGCGCUAAAAUCAGCCAUCAAAGGUGACUUUUACAAAGAACAUGUUGCUGGUCCCCUGCUACCAUUGUGUGUUUCCUGGUAGUGGUCCCUUGAAACUUGAUCAAUAAACCUCUACCACCCCAUGUACC
Molecule: messenger RNA, 12499 nt
Organism: Coregonus sp. 'balchen'
Lineage: Eukaryota; Metazoa; Chordata; Actinopteri; Salmoniformes; Salmonidae
Source: the annotation of a GenBank genome assembly